Molecule: messenger RNA, 735 nt
Organism: Ananas comosus (pineapple)
Lineage: Eukaryota; Viridiplantae; Streptophyta; Magnoliopsida; Poales; Bromeliaceae
Product: non-specific lipid-transfer protein-like
Exons: 2
Coding region: 84-470 (128 amino acids)
Biological process (GO): lipid transport
Cellular component (GO): membrane
Molecular function (GO): lipid binding
Source: RefSeq, a predicted model, not a curated record
GCAUCAUUCUCAUCAUUAUAAUCACUCACUCCUCGCCGUAGCAAUAGCCUUAGAAGAAGCGGCCGUAGUUUUAAGCUCAAACAAUGGCCAAGCGCACUAGUUACACCGCCGCAGCACCACUGCUGCUGCUGCUGCUGCUGCUGAUACAGCUGGCGGCAGUGGUGCGCGAAGCCGCCGCUGCGGGUUCCGGGGUGUCGUGCAGUGACGCUGUGAACAAGCUGAUCCCGUGCGGGUCGUUCCUGGUCGGCACGGGGCCCGCGAAGCCGAGCGCACGGUGCUGCCAGAGCGCACAGGGGCUGCAGCAGAUGGCGACCACCGUGGCGAAGCGCCGCGCGCUUUGCAAGUGCCUGGUGCAGUCUGGGCAGUCCUUUGGGGUCCGGCCCGAGCGGGCAAAGCUGCUGCCGUCAGCCUGCAAUCUCCAACUCAACAUACCCGUCAGCCCUAACGUCGACUGCAACCAGAUAUCCUGAAUGUUUGUGCAAGGUGACGCUUCGGAUCAGGGCGAUUAAUAAAGCAAGGAAAUAAGGAGUCAUGGAUCAUGACUUGUAAUCCAGUGUCAAUUAUAUAUUAAUGUAUUUGAGAUAUAAUUAGCGAUGGGCUUGCUUUUAUAGCAUGACAUCGUCUUCUAUAUAUCUAUAGUCUCUCUACUUUACCUUUCGUUGGACUGUUUUAACAAAAUUAGGGAAUUUUAUGAAAGUUCCUUCUAUCCAUUUUUUUUAAUUAUUUUUAUUUUUA